AAAACGUUUACUAGGGCCGUAGUAUGGACCAUCGCAACAUCAGCGAAUUGGUUGGUGAAAUACUUUUAGUCAAAGUAGUGAGCUCUGUAUUUUUUUAUUUUAUAAAGUUGUCUUUAGCUAGCUAGUUAAAGUUUUUACUCGGAUUACUAUACCUAGCAGUUAAGAUGUCUACUGCUUCCUUUAAAGACCAAGGAACGAAAAGUAAAAUUCUUAGGGAGCGUUCUGUUUCGGAAUCAAAAGAUGGAAAUUGUGUACUUUGUGUUGAAAAAGCUUCAUAUUUUGCUGUGGGGGUGUGCGAUCAUCCGAUUUGUUAUAAAUGUUCAGCCCGAAUGAGGGUACUUUCAAACCAGUUUUAUUGUGCAGCAUGCAGGGCUGAGAUGGAUCAGGUUGUCUUCUGCAAAAAUGUUAGAAGAUUUACGGACUUCAAGGUAGAAGAUAUGAUGCAAAAAUCAAAGUAUGGAAUUCGAUUUGAAAAUAAAACAGUUAAAGAUGCGUACGAGGAUUUGGUAUCUAACGCUUGCACUGAAUGUGGCGAAAAAGAGUCUCCUUUUGGUUCUCUUAAAGACUUAAAGAGUCACAUUAGAAAGGUGCAUGAGAAACAAUUCUGUCAAAUCUGUAUCGACAACUUAAGCUUGUUUUCAAGAGAAUUGAAAUUGUACACAAAGAGGGACUUAGUUCAUCAUCGCAAAGAAGGUGACAAAGAUGAACGUUCACAUCGUGGUCAUCCUGAAUGCAAGUUUUGUGAUGACCGCUUUUUUGAUAACGAUGCUCUUUUACUGCACUUGCGUAAAAACCACUUUUGGUGUCAUUUUUGUGAACAUGAUGGCAAGCAGGAUUAUUAUGAUGUUUAUCGAGAUCUAAGAAAGCACUUUUCAUCUGCACACUAUUUAUGUGAUGAAGGCAACUGUUUCAAUGAAAAGUUUACGUCGGUUUUUCGUGACAAGAUUGACUACCAAGCGCAUAAACUUGCAGCCCACGGUAAAAAGUUGAGUAAACUGGAAGCGAAAGAAGCAAGAAAGAUUGACAUCGACUACAACUUUCGCGGUCGUCAACAACAAUCAGGUGUUGUUAAUGGUUCCGAUUACGAAGAUGUUCGGAAGGAAGAACACAGCAAACGCCGAGGCGCAGGUGGAGCGAGGCAUCGAUAUCAUCGCGAUCAUCGAGGCACUUUGAAUUAUUAUGACUACGAGAACGUUGAAAAGGACAGAAAGGAGUUUCAGGGAAAAACAAGAAGACAUGAAGCUGAAGAAGUCAAUAAUAGAGACUUACAACACGUUGGUAUGGCUGCUGCCGCUGCAUCUCUCAGCUCUUCUGAACCCGACAUUCAUAACCGCUUACGUGAAGUAAGUAUGAACGAUAGCGAUGACGACGUCAUUGGAUUGUCGGAACGUCUUGACAAACCGUCUGAACCACGGCGAAGUCGAAAGCAGGAGAAACCAAGAGACGUGCAAGAAGCUGAUCAACAUCCUACCGAAGAUUUGUCUGCGAUAAUGAGAGAUAAACCAAAGGCUGAAGUUAGUCCUCCUAAAGAGCCAGUGCAUCGCCCUGUGGUGCCGAAAAAUGAGGAUUUUCCUUCUCUACCUGGUGCUAAUAAUAUCCAGCAAUCAAUUCAAAAGAAGCGCGAGGAAGCCUUUCCAGCUUUAGGUCCACCUAUGAAGGUUAAACAACCACCGAAAAGUCGGGCGCCUACCCACGCUAACAAGGGAUGGACGGAUAGCAUAAAUGGUAUACCAAUAAAAACGAAGAAGAAGGGGAAGACGAAAUCAUGGAGCCAACAGUCAGGUCGUUCAAAAGUCAGUUCAGAAGCAGACUUUCCCUCUCUGUCUUCCAGCAAACCAAGUAGUAAUAACGAAAGCGAUUUAAAUGUUAGAAAACCUCCCGGUUUUAGUGUCGAAGAAAAAGCAGAAAAAACUGCAUCAAGCGGUCUCAGUAAAAGUGAAGGUUUGAAAAAAGACCCUACGUCGGUAAAAGGGAAGACACCACCAGGAUUACAAACACCUCCAACGAAAACACAGUCGACAAAAUCAGAACCCCCUGGUCUUCGAAAACAGUCUGACAAACCUUUAGUUCAGAAGGAAACUGCAAAGAGUCAACCACCUGGUUUCGGGAAACCAUUUAAUAAACCGUCAGCUAAAAAAGAAACUGCAAAAAGUCAACCACCUGGUCUUCAGAAACAGCCUGAUGAGCAUUCCCUUCGAAUGGAACGAAACAUGCGUUUACUAGCUAUGUUGCAAGCUUACUUAGAUGAUUUUAACCUGAGCGUCUUCAAAACCCUGUCCGGCGAAUUUCGUCGUGAACUUAAAAAUGCGGAAGAGUAUUACAUAGGAAUUAGAGAGUUGUUAGGUGAAAACUUGAAGUACGUGUUUUCCGAGUUAGUCGCGUUAUUGCCUGAUGAGAAGAAGCAGCAGCAGUUACUGCUAGUGCAUAACAACGCAAAGGUACUGGCAAAGCAGUGGAAGGAGGUACAAGAGAGUGCACCUCCUACUAGUUACGACCCCCCAGCAGUAUGGGGUGCGGCUAAUGUUAAUAAAGAACCGGUUGAAAUUGCAAUGGGUCGUUGUGGCGAAUGUGGGCAAACAUUUCCGAAGGAUAAAGCUUUGGAGCACAUGGAAAGUCACAGUGAAGAUUUUCCGGCUUUACCAACUGACGUGAAGAAAAAAAGAACGCGUAAUUUUGCGCCAAUCAAUAAUAGUUAUCGACAAAUUAGGGUGGAAAACGCAUGGGGUAAAUAAACUGCCUUGUUUUUGUUCGCGACUGAUGUGAAAUGGCAAAGAUUUCUUUUGUACUUAUUUACCCAGAGAAACGUUUUGAGCAAUAUCCCAAAAAAUUAUUUUUCGGUAAAUUUUAAAAAUGAAUUAAAGCGCGAGAGUAUUUUCAAACUGAACGGAUGACUGACCAAUUAAAUCGUAUUGUUAAUUUUCUAAAUUAAAUCCACAGCCUCUUAUACUCCUGCCUCAACUUUCUUAACUACCUUAACUUUCACCCUUUUCGUUAAGAUUUCAGGUCUGUGUCAUUCACGUACGUAAUUGUUGUCCAUAGAACGUCUUAUAAACUGAAUUGGCAAUGUGCAUUUCAACCAAAAUCACCCGAUUUAUACCCUUAAUCCCCUCCCUCCCUAAUGUCAGCCGGUAUUUCGCGUACUUAUUUUUUCACGUGUUUCUCUUCAUCCUUUAAUUUCAUUUCUUGUGGUGGUUUUACUGAUGCUAAAUUUUGUGUGCAAGGUAAUUUAUCACCUUUUAACAGGAACGAAUCAGCGGGAACGUUUGGCGAAACAAAGAAAAUGCGAACUAAGGGAAAACAGAUUUGGUCUAAAAUUCAUGAUUAAUUCCCUAUUUUUUUUAUAAUUUUUUUUAAAACAGACAUCUGGCAAUAUCUUGUUUCUCGUUUUACUUCUUCUCUUACUUGUUCAUAAUUUUUACCUAAAUUUGGGAUAAAAUAAAUAAUGAAUUUCGCCAUGUCAAAAAGAACCUGUUCACAAUUCUUGGGUAGUAUUUUUCUACCCGUUUACUAAAACAUUUAACCAUAAAGGAGGAGUGUUACUUUUUUUUGUUAUGUAAAUUCUAAAUUGAGAUUUUUGUUAUCAGCAAGUGUUGAUCUGCUAUUUUAUAUAUAUUUCUAUAUUUAGUAAAUUUAAAGAUAAAAUAGUUACUAUUUAUUACGCAUGUACGAGUUGGGAAAAAAUACGAAUUUGACAAAUGAACUUGAAAUUCUA
Molecule: messenger RNA, 3712 nt
Organism: Hydractinia symbiolongicarpus
Lineage: Eukaryota; Metazoa; Cnidaria; Hydrozoa; Anthoathecata; Hydractiniidae
Product: E3 ubiquitin-protein ligase ZNF598-like
Exons: 5
Coding region: 165-2732 (855 amino acids)
Biological process (GO): rescue of stalled cytosolic ribosome; protein ubiquitination
Molecular function (GO): ubiquitin protein ligase activity; ribosome binding
Source: RefSeq, a predicted model, not a curated record